Toxorhynchites rutilus septentrionalis is the source of this 820-nucleotide messenger RNA. RefSeq names its product DNA-directed RNA polymerases I, II, and III subunit RPABC1 (gene Rpb5). Bases 161 to 793 code for a protein of 210 amino acids. Gene Ontology annotation, biological process: DNA-templated transcription. The transcript is spliced from 2 exons. Gene Ontology annotation, cellular component: RNA polymerase I complex; RNA polymerase II, core complex; RNA polymerase III complex. The record is from RefSeq and is a predicted model, not a curated record. Lineage: Eukaryota; Metazoa; Arthropoda; Insecta; Diptera; Culicidae. Gene Ontology annotation, molecular function: DNA-directed RNA polymerase activity; DNA binding.
AACUUCACGGAUUGUAGUGAUUCUCACCGUUGAUUGUAUUUAUUUCAGGCAUAAGCUGUCGGUAAUUCUAGUGCUGAAUAGUUGUUUCAUAAAACGCGGACGCCGGAGUAUCCGAAUACAGUAGAUAUUUAAUUUCCACGGUAAAACAACUUGGGCUGUGAUGGAUGACGACGCGGAAACAUACAAACUUUGGAGGAUUCGCAAAACUGUCAUGCAGUUAAGCCACGACAGAGGCUAUCUAGUGACACAAGAUGAGUUGGACCAAACUCUGGAACAAUUCAAGGAACAGUUUGGAGAUAAACCAAGCGAAAAACGGCCAGCGAGAUCGGAUCUGAUUGUGCUUGUGGCACAUAACGAUGAUCCUACCGAUCAAAUGUUUGUUUUCUUUCCGGAUGAGCCGAAAAUUGGUAUAAAAACUAUCAAAACAUAUUGUACACGGAUGCAAGAGGAAAACAUUCAUAGAGCUAUAGUGGUAGUGCAGGCUGGAAUGACUCCAUCGGCGAAACAAUCGCUGGUUGACAUGGCGCCCAAAUACAUUUUGGAACAAUUCCUCGAGUCAGAACUUCUCAUCAAUAUUACCGAGCACGAAUUAGUUCCGGAGCAUGUGGUCAUGACUCCCGAGGAAAAGCAAGAGCUACUCGCACGUUAUAAACUGAAGGAAAACAUGUUGAUGAGAAUUCAAGCGGGAGAUCCAGUUGCUCGAUAUUUCGGUCUAAAGCGAGGACAGGUGGUUAAAAUUAUUCGACCUUCUGAGACUGCUGGGAGAUACAUUUCCUAUAGAUUAGUUUGCUAAAUAAAAGGACCGACGAAUUAAACAAAA